UUGCAUGUACUUAUAAUCGUAAUGAAAUUAAUGAACGUGUGUAUUAUACCAUUCACUGGAAGCAACCGGAAUCAAGAACGCAAGUUCUUUUCUUUUCGGUGCACAAGACAGCUCUGUGCCCGUCUCAAAACUGCUUGCAGCAAACCUUUGACGAGCCUAUCUCUGGAAGUGAGCUACUUGCCCUGGCGAAAAUAUGGUGCUGCGUCAAAGAAAACUAUAUCUUUGCACGGAAAGGGUAACACGAUCUUCGGAAAAGUCGUAAGAUGCUGAAAGGUACUUUCUACAACUGAGAACUUGCUCUCUUCUGGCAGUUCUGCUAGGUGUGUCGGACGAACGUCUUAGAAAAAGAUCACUACCGCCGUUCCAGGUGAUGGGGACGAUGAUGCGGUACGUCGCAGCUGCCCUGUUGGCAGUGGUAGCCAACCCGUGCGUGGCGACAUACUACCCUGCGACGCUUGGCGCAGAAGUGACCACUGUACCCGGACUGACGGAGCCCUACCCCUACAAGCACUACUCCGGUUACCUCACGGCCGGCGAAGGACGACAGCUACACUACUGGUUCUUCGAGAGCCAGCAGUCUCCGUCGUCCGACCCGGUGCUUCUGUGGAUGAACGGAGGACCUGGAUGCAGUUCCCUGGUGGCCACAGUCGGCGAGCUGGGUCCUUUCCGCGUCGGGGACCUGGGUCUGAACAUGACCCUCAAUCCCGACACCUGGGUCAAGGUGGCGAACGUGUUGUUCCUCGAAGCCCCGGCAGGCGUCGGCUACUCGUACGACCCUACGGGCGUCUACGUGACGGACGACACCCAGACCGCGGAUGACAACUACCUGGCAGUCCAGGACUUCUUCGAGAAGUACCCCGAGUACAAGAAGAACGACUUCUACAUCGCGGGAGAGAGCUACGCGGGCGUCUACGUGCCCACGUUGGCGUCGAGGGUCCUCAAGAACCCCAACGGCGUUCAGUUCAAGGGCAUCGCCAUCGGUAACGGUGCCGUGGACUUCCCGAUCCUGGGAAACUCUCUCAUCUUCUUCGGCAACUACCACGGCCUCUUUGGACAAAGAUUGUGGACUGCUUUGACUCAGCACUGCUGCAACGGUUCCCAGCUUGCUCAGGACUGCAACUUCGGCUGGGACAUCACAGACGACAAAUGCAACGAAGCGGUGGACGAAGCGAACAACAUUAUCCUCCACGGAGGGCUGAACGUGUACAACCUGUACGACCCGUGCAGCUACGAAGAUGAACCCGAACCGGUUGCUUUCGCUUCCCCGAAAAAAAGGUCGAUGAGUCAGCACAAGGCCCAAAGGCUCAUCAUGAAGUCUCUGAACCGUGUCAGCUCGCUGAAUCGUGCCGACUCGCCCGCACCGAUGAACAUCGAUAAUCCCAACUGCGUCAGCGAAGAAAGACUGGACCUUUACUUUAACCGGAACGACGUCAAGGAGGCCCUACACGUCCAGGAAACACCUGCGAAAUGGGAGCCCUGCAGCACGAAGCUCAACUACACCGAGCAGUACCUGAGCGUGCGCGACGUUGUGCGGGAGCUGGUGGAUUCCGGGCGUCUGAGGACGCUCUUCUACAACGGAGACGUGGACAUGGCGUGCAACUUCAUCGGAGGCGAAUGGUUCGUGCAGAGCCUGGGCUACAGGUCCAAAUCAGAGUACAAGACCUGGAAGGCAGGUCUCGUGAUCGGCGGUUUCUUCGAGACCUUCGAGAAGAACGUCACCUUCGUCACUGUCAAGGGCGCCGGACAUAUGGUGCCUUUGGACAAGGCUCCGGAAUCCCUGCGCAUGAUCACCAACUUCCUCAUGAACACGCCUUUCUGAGCACGAGGAACGGAAGGAUCCACGCAACAAAUAAACUCGGGAUGCCGGAUAUCACGUA
Molecule: messenger RNA, 1877 nt
Organism: Ixodes scapularis (black-legged tick)
Lineage: Eukaryota; Metazoa; Arthropoda; Arachnida; Ixodida; Ixodidae
Product: lysosomal protective protein-like
Exons: 11
Coding region: 371-1819 (482 amino acids)
Biological process (GO): proteolysis
Molecular function (GO): serine-type carboxypeptidase activity
Source: RefSeq, a predicted model, not a curated record